Molecule: messenger RNA, 3352 nt
Organism: Arvicanthis niloticus (Nile rat)
Lineage: Eukaryota; Metazoa; Chordata; Mammalia; Rodentia; Muridae
Source: RefSeq, a predicted model, not a curated record
UCUCGCGAGAAGUACGGAUGCCGCUCUCCCGCGCCUAGUUCGGGUUUCUGGUUGCUGUUUUUCUUUCGUUCUGGCGACUCCCGCCCUUUUUUUUUUCCUGAGAGUUUGGAAUCGGUUGGCUUUUCUGACAUACCUGAACACAACCUCAGGGUACUUGGAAGGAACCUGGUGCCAGAGGAACUCUACCGUAAAAAUGAGCCCCGCAGAUCCACUUGAUGAUGAAGACACAUUUAAAAUCCUGGUUGCCACUGAUAUUCAUCUUGGAUUUAUGGAGAAAGAUGCAGUUAGAGGAAAUGAUACAUUUGUGACAUUUGAUGAAAUUUUAAGACUUGCCCUGGAAAAUGAAGUGGAUUUUAUUUUGUUAGGUGGUGAUCUUUUCCAUGAAAACAAGCCCUCGAGGAAAACCCUGCACAGCUGCUUGGAGCUGCUUAGGAAGUACUGUAUGGGUGACCGCCCUGUGCAGUUUGAGGUCAUCAGUGACCAGUCAGUCAACUUUGGUUUUAGUAAGUUUCCAUGGGUGAACUACCAAGAUGGCAAUCUCAACAUUUCCAUUCCAGUGUUUAGUAUCCAUGGCAACCAUGACGAUCCCACAGGGGCAGAUGCCCUCUGUGCCCUGGAUGUUUUAAGCUGUGCUGGGUUUGUGAAUCACUUUGGACGGUCAAUGUCUGUGGAGAAGAUUGACAUUAGUCCAGUUCUGCUGCAGAAAGGAAGCACAAAACUCGCUCUGUAUGGCUUAGGGUCCAUUCCAGAUGAAAGGCUCUAUCGGAUGUUUGUCAAUAAAAAAGUAACAAUGUUGAGACCAAAGGAAGAUGAGAAUUCAUGGUUCAACUUAUUUGUGAUUCAUCAGAACAGGAGUAAACAUGGAAGUACCAACUUCAUCCCAGAGCAGUUUUUGGAUGACUUCAUCGACCUUGUUAUCUGGGGCCAUGAACAUGAGUGUAAAAUUGGCCCAACCAAAAACGAGCAGCAGCUCUUCUAUGUGUCUCAGCCUGGAAGCUCGGUGGUGACGUCCCUUUCUCCUGGAGAAGCUGUGAAGAAACACGUAGGCUUGCUGCGCAUUAAAGGGAGGAAGAUGAACAUGCAGAAGCUGCCUCUCCGCACAGUGCGACAGUUCUUUAUGGAAGACGUGGUUCUGGCUAACCACCCAAACCUGUUCAACCCUGACAAUCCAAAGGUGACCCAGGCCAUCCAGAGCUUCUGUUUGGAAAAGAUUGAAGAAAUGCUUGACAAUGCUGAGCGGGAACGGCUCGGGAAUCCUCAGCAGCCAGAGAAGCCUCUUAUCCGACUACGGGUAGACUACAGUGGAGGCUUUGAACCUUUCAAUGUUCUUCGUUUUAGCCAGAAGUUUGUGCUUCGGGUCGCUAACCCAAAAGAUGUCAUCCACUUUUUCAGGCACAGGGAACAAAAGGGAAAAACAGGAGAAGAGAUCAACUUCGGGACGCUCCUCACAAAGCCUGCUUCAGAAGGAACAACGCUCAGAGUGGAAGACCUCGUAAAGCAAUAUUUCCAAACUGCAGAGAAGAAAGUCCAGCUCUCACUGCUGACAGAAAGAGGGAUGGGUGAAGCAGUUCAAGAGUUCGUGGACAAGGAAGAGAAAGAUGCCAUCGAGGAGUUAGUGAAGUACCAGCUGGAGAAAACACAGCGGUUUCUUAAGGAGCGCCAUAUCGAUGCUCUGGAAGACAAGAUUGAUGAGGAGGUCCGACGUUUCAGAGAAAGCAGACAGAGAAAUACCAACGAAGAAGAUGAUGAAGUUCGAGAGGCCAUGAGCAGAGCCCGGGCCCUCAGAUCACAGUCAGAGAACUCCACCUCAGCCUUUAGUGCUGAUGACCUGAGUUUUGAUACAACGGAGCAGACAGCAAAUGACUCUGAUGACAGCUUGUCAGCAAUGCCUAGCCGAGGCCGAGGCCGAGGCCGAGGGCGAAGAGGAGGCAGAGGGCAGAGCACUGCACCCAGAGGAGGCUCUCAGAGAGGCCGAGACACUGGACUGGAAAUCACUACUCGAGGCAGGAGCUCAAAGGCCACCUCAUCAACAUCUAGAAACAUGUCCAUUCUAGAUGCUUUCAGACCUACCCGACAGCAGCCUUCCAGAAAUAUAGCCACUAAGAAUUACUCAGAGACCAUUGAGGUGGAUGAAUCUGAUGAAGAUGACGUUUUUCCUACUAGUUCCAGGGCUGAUCAAAGGUGGUCGGGCACAACAUCUAGCAAACAGAUGUCCCAGAGCCAGACAGCCAAAGGGGUGGACUUUGAAUCAGAUGAGGACGAUGAUGACGACCCUUUCAUGAGCAGUAGCUGCCCAAGAAGAAACCGAAGAUAAUGUUUUUAAUGGAACCUAGAAAUUGUCGUGAUGCAGGAAGAAAUCAGUGCACCACAUGCUGACUUUACAGCUGAAGGUGUUUAUCAGCGCCACUGACUACGGAUCCUGAAAAGUCGGGGUUUAUAUCUUAAAGCAUUGCUUCCUGAACAAUGACUCGCUUAAGCCAUUUUCUAGCCCAGUGAUAGGAGAGCGCUGCUUCUCCUUAGCCUUUAACCUGGUUGUUGUUACCAUUGUCUGGGACUGCCCUGCCAUAUUGAGAAUGUUAACUUCCUGACAUAACUGUGUUUGCUGCUCGUAAGAACUUUGCUAAAAUUCCAUUCUUGAAUGAAGAUUAGAGAAAACCCCUCCAUUAUUAAUUUCUGCUUCACAAUCAGAUACUGUCUGCCUCCUGUGCCACAGCUAGCAGAGUUGAUGGGAAAGCUUGCAGACUUGCCUGGUACGUACGUGCUGUCAUCGUUCCUGUAGUGUGUGGGGCAGCCUGAGCUCCCUGGCUGUUCCCGAGUGUGUGGAUUUCAGAGCUUGCUAGAGGACCAUCUACUAGGACCAGAAGGACCUUAUAUUUCAAUAAUUAGUAUAAGGUUUUUGUUAAGAACGUUUUGGUUAUUUUGGUUUUGGUUUUUAUUCGUGGUAUGGCAGAGAUUCAGAUCCCGUUCCUGUUGACAUUUUCUUGAUCACUCUGUCAUUAAUGACAAGCUCUUUUUCCCUCUCAGAAACUUGUCAGGGAGAAAAGAUUAAUAGGGUUUUUCUGUUUUCUUAAAAAUAUUGAAAAGCUUUUUUUAGGCAAAGCAGCCAGCUGACCUUGUGGUUAGUUCAGGCUGACAGACAGACUGCAACACAGCUUCUGUCCAGUGUCCGUGCCAGGCCUCCUUGGCCAGCAACGCUGUACCAUGGCUCUGGUUGCUACAGACAUAUCUGAAUAGAUGAUCCCAAAACUGACUGAAACAGCAAGUUUAUAUUUUCUUACUUGUUUUAGGGAGGAAAUAAAAAUGUUAUCCCUUCAGAGCUGAGUUGAAUAAACUCAUUCCCUCUUCCAGACUC